Molecule: messenger RNA, 1769 nt
Organism: Spirodela intermedia
Lineage: Eukaryota; Viridiplantae; Streptophyta; Magnoliopsida; Alismatales; Araceae
Source: the annotation of a GenBank genome assembly
AUGGCUAGGAGGCGGAAUAGAAACGACGGCUGGGCCGGGGAGAUCGGCGAGAGGGUGAAGAAGGUUGAGGAGAAACGGAGGGCGGGCCUCCGGCUGGUCAGGUACGAGGAGCUGCCGGACUUUAUGAAGGACAAUGAAUACAUCCUCGACUACUACCGCUCGGAGUGGCCUCUGCGGGACGCCGUCCUCAGCGUCUUCUCCUGGCACAACGAGACACUCAAUGUGUGGACGUAAUCACCCCCCGCCGCUCGCCUUCGUCUCACCGAAAGCUCCUCUCUAUCCCUCCGUCUCUCUAAUCGGAUUGAGUUUUCUCCUUCUGUGAUCAGGCAUCUGGGGGGAUUCCUCCUCUUCCUGGCCUUGACGGUGGCGAGCUCGUCGGACGUCAUCGAAGCCGGGCAAUUUCUCAUCCCCGGUUUCUCUCGGUUGGGUCAUUUUCUAAGACUUUCUCCCUUGGUUAUCUGCCAUCCGUCGACUUCCCUCCGAUUGUCUGACCCCGAAAUCGCCGCCGGUUGUGCAGAUCCGGCAACUCCACAACGGGAUGGAACAUUCUGGGAAGCAGAUCAUCGGUGAGAGGACAUUCUCUUAUUCCUUCGAUCCCUACGUUAACUUUUCGCAAGCAAUGAAAAAUCAUCUAGCAAAGAAUUCAACUCCUAUGAAGUUCUCCGCACAGAAUCACCCUUGGUCUUAACUAUCCAUCAGGGAUCCAAUUCUGAGCUCCUUUUUGUGGACAAACGUGACUAAACCCAGCUGAAUUUCGGAGACGAUUCCUCAGAGAGCUAUCAUCUGUCUCUGUUUUCCCCAUCUUUAUUCACGUUUCAUCUACUUCUUUCUACCAUAAGAAUAUGACUGUCAGCGGUUAACCCAUCGAUGAAUAGAUAGUCAAAUAAAACAUGCAUAUGAUGAACAGACAUGCAUUUGUUGACAAGCUGGCAUCGGCAAGAAGCCCAUCACCAAGAUCCAACAUUUCUCAUGGAUUUCGACUCAGACGUGGGACUCGGGCCCGAUUCGUCGAAAACAGUUAAUCCGGUUGACAAUUGCGAGUGACAUUUGCCCAGUCUAUGAUCCAUGGCAAUCGCUGGUAACCAGACCUUUCUUCGUCCUGUUUUGUUGCUGGGCAGGAUGCGCCACCGGAGGAGGAAGCCGCCGUCAAAUGGGCGGCGCCGAGAUGGCCGAGGGCGGUGUUCAUGGCGGGCUCCCUGAUGUGCCUGGGCUGCAGCAGCGUCUCCCACCUGUUGGCCUGCCACUCCCGGCGCUUCAACAACUUCCUCUGGAGCCUGGACUACGCGGGGAUCUCCUUCAUGAUCGUCACCUCCUUCUUCCCGCCCAUAUACUACGCCUUCCUAUGCCAGCCCCUCCCCCGGUUCCUCUACCUCGCUACCAUCUCCUUCCUGGCCCUCCUCGCCUCCUGCGCCUUCCUCAGUCCCACCCUCAACGCCCCCGAGUACCGCAAGCCCCGAGCGGUGCUCUUCCUCGUAAUGGGCUUCUCCGGCGUGGUGCCGGCUGUGCACGCUGCGUCGCAGAACUGGGGGCACCCUGCGUGCCGCGUCGCGCUGGCCCUGGAGGCGCUCAUGGGAGCGGCCUACGGCGCCGGGGCGUGGGUGUACGCCAGCCGCGUGCCGGAGAAGUGGAAGCCCGGGGUGUUCGACCUCGCCGGGCACAGCCACCAGAUUUUCCAUCUCUUUGUCAUCGCGGGGGCGCUACUUCACUACGCCGCCAUUGCCGUGCUCCUCGAGUGGCGGGACGCGCUUCCCUGCCCCCGCCCUCUGUGA